GCGCUCGGGGUCGGGGACCGCUGCAGAGUAACCAACGCCAUGGCUGGGAGCUGAGGAUGAUGAUGCACCGGCCGGCCGCUCUGGCCUGGUAAUGUAUUUCUGACUGUCGGUGGAUUAUUCUGAUACUGAUGGAUAUGCAGAACAGAACAGAACCUGCCAGAGAAUCUGCCCAUUAUUUUUUAACAUUUCUUCAUUAUUAACGAAAUCUCUGAUUUUAAUUCAGCACAUUAAAGUUUUUGAAAUGAAAUGACAAUGAUCCCAAACACACUGCCAUUGCAGUAAAAAGAGACCGGGAUAGAAAACACUACCAGUCAUGGAUUGGCCUCCCAGGAGCUCGGACCUCAACAUUAUUGAAGCAGUGUGGGAUCAUGUAAACAGAGAACCCAACAAAAGGCAGCCAACAUCCAAAGAAGAGCUUUGAAUGUCCUUCAAAAAGCCUGGAGUACUAUUCCUGAAGAUUAAUUAAAGAAAUGACAAGAAAACUGACCAAGACAGUUCCGACUGUGUUGAAGAAUAAAGGUGGUGAUAGCAAAUACUGACUUUCAGAUUCGUUGGAACUGUACAAACUAUGUUUUUGUCUUAUAUGCUGUAUUUCUGUGUAAGGGUCAAGAGUUUUGGACAACACUGUGACUGCCAUCCGUUUCAGUCGUUUUAAUUAUCAGGCGAGAUCGACAGAGCAUUUUCUCAGUAGGUUGAUUGCGGUUUAAACUAUACACCGUGAACGCGUCUUGCGCUCUACGUGCCUGCAAUCUCCGCCUUGCUAGCAAGAGAGAGAGGCGGACCAGUUAGGAGUCGGAGUUGAAACACUUUAGCUUUUUAACUCUGCCCAAAGCGGUGGAAAACCAGAGUGAAGUGCAGACAUGCGGGUGGCAGUGAUUGGGGCAGGAGUGAUUGGCCUGUCAACAGCUCAGAGCAUCUAUGAGCACUAUCACUCUAUUGUCAGUCCGCUGACCAUCGAGGUGUAUGCAGACAAGUUCACUCCACUGACCACUAGUGAUGGAGCAGCGGGCUUCUGGCAGCCUUAUCUGUAUGAUAAGGGCAACGUUCAGGAGACAAAAUGGAAUAAAGAGACAUUCGACUACUUGCUCAGCUUUCUCAAGUCACCUGAGUCCAUAAAAAUGGGAAUAUUCCUUGAGUCUGGCUACAACCUUUGCAGUGAACCCGCACCAGAUCCCUCGUUUAAGGACAGCGUUCUCGGCUUCAGGCAGCUCACAGAGCGAGAGCUGCAGAUUUUUCCUGGAUACAAGUAUGGGUGGUUCAACACUGCUCUCAUGGUAGAGGGUAAAACAUACUUACCUUGGCUUAUGGAGUGGUUGCGAAAAAGGGGAGUGAAAUUUUAUCACAGGAAAAUAAAGUCCUUCAAGGAGCUGGCUGAAACCGGAGCAGAUGUGAUCAUAAACUGCAGUGGGAUGUGGUCAGGCCAACUGCAGCCAGAUCCAGACCUGAAACCAGGCCGUGGCCAGAUAUUGAAGGUCGAUGCUCCCUGGCUGAAGCACUGGAUUAUUACCCACGAUUUCACCAAAGGAACAUACAAUUCACCAUAUAUCAUUCCAGGAAGUCGUCUUGUGACGGUUGGUGGCGUUUUCCAGUUGGGAAACUGGAGUGAACAGAAUAGCUCUGUCGACCAUAAAGAAAUCUGGGAAAAAGCUUGUCAGCUUGAGCCUAGUCUCAAGCAUGCCAGGAUAGUUGACGACUGGUCUGGCCUCAGGCCAGUUCGCAGCAAAGUCCGACUGGAGAGGGAAGCCAUAUGGUCUGGUGAAACCCCCAUAGAGGUGAUACACAACUAUGGCCACGGAGGUUUCGGACUCACCAUUCACCGAGGCUGUGCCGAGGAAGCGGCGAGGCUCUUUGGUCAGAUCGUGGAACAAAAAGGCAAAGGUCCAAAAGCUCGCUUGUGAAUUGGUGUGCAGAAGUAACGAUUGAUGCUCUUUUUUUUCCAAAUGUCAGCAUCAGUGCACAUAUUGCUCCUAGCCUCCACUAAUUUAAUAUUAAACAUCAUUUUCAAACAAUCUCAUGCACCUGCAAAGUUAAGGACAAGGCCACCAUUGUUAAUUAAACAAUGGCACAUAUGUAAGACAAUCAUGCUGAAAUCUAUUUGAGAUUUGGAUAAUUUGAGAAGCACUUUUUAUGUAUAAAUUGUACAUAUUUUUGUGAAUUUAUAGUGCACUAAAUGCAAGAUUUGCAACGAAUU
Molecule: messenger RNA, 2191 nt
Organism: Pelmatolapia mariae (spotted tilapia)
Lineage: Eukaryota; Metazoa; Chordata; Actinopteri; Cichliformes; Cichlidae
Product: D-amino-acid oxidase-like
Exons: 12
Coding region: 861-1898 (345 amino acids)
Biological process (GO): D-alanine catabolic process; L-proline catabolic process; D-serine catabolic process
Cellular component (GO): cytoplasm
Molecular function (GO): FAD binding; D-amino-acid oxidase activity
Source: RefSeq, a predicted model, not a curated record